UCAAGCUUCAGUCGCCAUCUUGAUGGGAAAUAACAGUGCUUGUGCUUGUGUUUACGUCCCAAAUUUUCGAAUUUUUGCUUGUUAUGGAAAAAAUCUUAACAAUUCGACCAAAAACCCCUUCAUUUACGCCCAUAGUGACUUAAUACAGUAAAAGUUGUAAAGGAAUUGUGCGUGAAUAUAAAACGGGAAGAUGUUUUACGCGCACUUUGUCUUGGCCAAAAAGGGGCCGCUGGCCAGAAUUUGGCUUGCGGCUCAUUGGGACAAAAAACUGACCAAAGCUCACGUCUUUGAGACCAAUAUAGAGAAGUCGGUCGACGGGAUUUUGCAGCCUAAGGUGAAAAUGGCUUUGAGGACUUCGGGGCAUUUGCUGCUGGGGGUUGUGAGGAUUUAUUCGCGUAAGGCGAAAUAUUUGCUAGCGGACUGCAAUGAGGCCUUUGUCAAAAUUAAAAUGGCAUUCAGGCCGGGGAUGGUCGAUCUGCCCGAGGAACACAGAGAGGCGGCGGUAAAUGCCAUCACUCUUCCAGAAGUGUUUCACGAUUUUGAUACAACAAUGCCGGAAUUAAAUGACGUCGAUAUUGAAGCCCAGUUUAGUUUAAACCAGUCACGUGCUGAAGAAAUUACAAUGAGGGAGGACUAUGGCAACAUAUCACUAGACACAAACGACGAUGGUUUUGGUGAUAUGGGAUUUGACACCGACGCUCCUGAUUUAAUGAGACAUACGGCGGGCCUAGAACCAUCCAUGGAACAAAGCAAUCUAUUAUUUAGCGAUGGUGCAGUCUUGGAUGGCGUUGGAUUAGAUAAGGACCGCGAACCUGUCCCAUCCACUUCCGGUACCCAACACCACACACCCAUGGAAAUGGAUUCAGCGGUUCGCGAUGAUGGUUUUGGUUCAAAUUUAGACCAAAAUAUAAUUUCUGGCGGUUUAUUUGAGGGUGGCUUAUUUGACGACGCCCCCAUGGGGGAUGUUCCACCUGUAGAUCACCCGAUACAAGACGCACAAAACUUGCCCCAAGCUCCUGAUAGUGAUGACGACGAUAUGGACCAUUUUGGCGGCCCGCCCUCUGUUGGUGGUCACAGUUUUGGUAGUUCUGACGAUUCGAGACCGACUUCUGCGAUAGGUGGAGCCCCUACGAUGCCUUCACCGGCUCAUGCAGCCCCACAACAUCCGGAACAACAAGCAGAACAACCCGAAGAGGCUACUAAUGUCCCCUUGGAACAAACUACUUUGGUUCAUAAUGAAGAAGAGAGUUUUGCGUUGGCACCAGUGGAUGCGUCGGCUCUUAAAGGUUUUACCAAAACUAAGCGUAAACGAAAAUUGAUCGUCGACGAAGUUAAGAAUAUAUCAGGGGAAGAAAUGAAAAAUCAAUUGUCUGACACUAGUGAUAUUGUGACGACAUUGGAUUUGGCUCCGCCCACAAAAAGGUUGAUGCAUUGGAAAGAAACAGGAGGCGUUGAGAAAUUGUUUGCACUUCCGGCGAGACCUAUACCGGCCAGAACUUUAUUCAAGAAUUAUCAGCGCCAUCUAACGUUGCGUGCGAUUGGGACUGAAGACUUUGCCAUGUUAGGAGACGCCGAUUCUUUGGCGUUGGAUCAAAUGAGAGACUUUGAUGAACCUUUAGCCGAGCUUCCGACGCCGGCCAAACGUGGCCGGAAACGAAAAAUCCAAGAGGACCCGAGUCGGACACCGAUGCAUGCCCUGGAUCAGGAAGCGCACCUCCCUCAGGACGACCAUUUAGCUUCCAUGAUGCCUUCGUUGCCGCCUCCAUCUCCCAUGCGGCCCCAGCAAGCUCCCACUCCUCUUAUGAUGAGUCAAGAUGACGCCCAACACGUGUCAAUGCCGCCUCCGUCGACCCCUGCCAGUGUGCUGUACCCACAGACCCCCCAAAUGGGGUAUCCGGGUACUCCAGCGCCGUCUACUUUAGGUUUCCCCAGUACUCCAGCCCCACCAACGCCUUUGCAUCACAUGGAAGAGAUGCCCCAUCUAGCGCCUGACCAAGUACACUCGAUUUUGCAUGAACAGGAGAGUAUAGGGGGGCUGGUACCGCCAAUGACGCCGGCGUCUGACGAUAUGUUGUCGCAUGGUAUGGGGGCUCCAACGACGCCACAUCAUGGACAAUUGGAUCCGAAUUUGCCGUUGGAACAACUGGAUAAUUUGGGACAUCAUUUGCCUCAGAUGGAGAAUAUGGGAUACGAUCAGAAUCAGAUGCAAAUGGCCAAUAUGGGGUAUGAUGAACAUAUGCCAGCGCAAACUCCGGCUGGAGGUAUGUCAGAGAGGGUGCACUCGCCAUGGCAAGGGGAUUAUGAUUUCCCGCCAUCUGCCGGUCCGGUUGAAGAACAGCAACAGGAUGAAACGGAUGAACAGUUUGAAGAAAGAGUAUUAAAUAAGCGAGCCUAUCAGAUGUUUACAGUUGUUAGAUCGAAACUCGAUACAACCAAUCAAAUUACGUUAACGGAGAUGUGUCAUAGAAACACUAAGAAACAAGCGGCUCAAAAAUUUUACAGUUUGUUAGUACUAAAAAAAUUCCAAGUCUUGGAAUUGGAACAAACAGGUCCUUAUGAUGAAAUAUUUGUUUUGCGAGGACCGAAAUUCGAUAAUCCUGUACUGUAACUUUAUUCUUAUUUUUUUAUUACUUUUUGUGUGACGACACAAUGAGGGAACAAAUUUGAGUUUUUACACCAAAGUAUUUCUUUACGAUUUACACAUUGACUUUUUACAACUGUUGUACAAUUUGUUUGUUUUAUGCCUCUUAGAAUUUUCAUAAAAGAAACAAAUUCUAGUCUGUUUUGUUAAAUCUUACUUGUUUUAAAUGUGACCUCAUUUGCGUUUUGUUAAGUCUUUGAAAUUAUGUAGUCUGUGAUAUUAACUCUACAUUUUAUAAAAACAUCAUUUUCAGCUAUUAGUUGGCAAUAAUCCAUUCUGUUUCAUUAAAGAUUAAGAGAAAAUGUGGUUAGUGAAGGGGGCGUAAUAGAAUAGUUAUAUUUUUAUUAAAAAAUGUACAUAAUGUAUUAUUCUAUUAUUCCCUUUAGGCGUUAAUAUUUUUAACAAGUAAGAUAUCCUUGAACUUAAUUGUUUUAAGACAAAAAUCACUUUGUAUAAAAAAUGUUAUUUAUUUACAAAUAAGAUAUGAAAAAAUGUGGAGUAAUAAGAUAAUUGCUUCACUUUAUCUCUCUUUUUCUAAAUUCAUUGAUAGCUUUUUAGGCUUAGAGACUAUGUAUAAGGUAAAUUUAUUAAAUAAAGUAAUGUUUAAUACUGUUA
Tribolium madens (black flour beetle) is the source of this 3256-nucleotide messenger RNA. RefSeq names its product double-strand-break repair protein rad21 homolog (gene vtd). Bases 191 to 2608 code for a protein of 805 amino acids. Gene Ontology annotation, cellular component: synaptonemal complex; cohesin complex. The record is from RefSeq and is a predicted model, not a curated record. Gene Ontology annotation, molecular function: protein binding; chromatin binding. Gene Ontology annotation, biological process: synaptonemal complex assembly; mitotic sister chromatid cohesion; replication-born double-strand break repair via sister chromatid exchange. NCBI's taxonomy places the organism in Eukaryota, Metazoa, Arthropoda, Insecta, Coleoptera, Tenebrionidae. The transcript has 12 exons.